This is a messenger RNA of Aspergillus pseudotamarii, 1218 nucleotides long. Its product is annotated as J-type chaperone JAC1. Gene Ontology annotation, cellular component: mitochondrion. Lineage: Eukaryota; Fungi; Ascomycota; Eurotiomycetes; Eurotiales; Aspergillaceae. The transcript has 2 exons. Gene Ontology annotation, molecular function: protein-folding chaperone binding; ATPase activator activity. The coding region runs from base 213 to 1031 and encodes 272 amino acids. Gene Ontology annotation, biological process: protein complex oligomerization; [2Fe-2S] cluster assembly. The record is from RefSeq and is a predicted model, not a curated record.
UGCCGUCUACGGAACUUCUAUUUACUUUAGUCACCAACAGCUGUACACUGAGAAACCCAAUGAAUAUCAAAAGUUUGCCCGAUAAGCAUCAAUUCCCCAACGCAGUCCGAGUAUUUUCGCCUCGUGUAAUCUACAACUAUUACUUGUACAGUCUCCACAUAUCUGUCAUUUUCAGAUCAACUUGGAGCCUAAAUUGGGCAAAGUAAGAGAAGAUGAAUUCCUCUCUUCGACCUCAGAGACUGCUACCGCGGCUCUCCUCUGCAACCUCCCGAACAACAUCAGGAACUCGGCCUUCAUUCCUCGACCAAAGACCAGGGACAUGCCUCCUUUGCCAGCUCAGACCUCAAAGUACCACUCGUGUACCACGGAUUCAUCAGAUCCAGCUGCCCCGUCGCUUCUCUUCCACAUCUGCCUCCCUCAAUGCUACCACAACCGAUAAUAACGGCACAAUCCAAAAAAUCCCGGACAUCACGAACCACUACACGAUCUUCCCCAAAACCCUCCCAGCAGGGCCACCCCCGAGCUCUCCCUUCCACAUCUCCGUCAGCGACCUGCGACGCGAGUUUCUCCAGCUCCAGGGCACAACCCACCCGGACAAGUACCCCCCGGGUCCAUCGAAACAACAAGCCGAGGCACUCUCAGCCCGCAUCAACGAAGCCUACCGCACGCUGUCCGAUCCGCUCACACGCGCGCAGUACCUCCUCCGCGAGAUGCAUGACAUCGACGUCACAGCCGAGGACGGCGCCGCGCACCAUGCGCUCGACCCGGAGACACUGAUGGAAGUAAUGGAGGUGCAGGAGACGAUCGAAGAAGUUGGCGCCGAACCAGGCGCGGAGUCCACAAUCGCCGAGCUGAAGAAGCAGAACGAAGCUCGUGUAGUAGACUGUGUGGAGAAGCUAGCAAACGCCUUCGAUACCCGCGAUCUGGAGUCCGCAAGACAGGAAUGCGUGCGCCUGCGCUUCUGGUAUAAUAUUGCGCAGGGGUUGAAGGAGUGGGAGCCCGGUCUUACUGAGAUUAGACUGGUGCACUAGGUUUCUACUCGUGUUUUUGGAUUAUCGACCUUUUUGGAUUGGAUACCUAGAUCCUGGAUAUGGCCACGACCCGUCAUGUCUAAACUACUGUGUACGAUACAAUGCUGUCGACGUAAAUACCCUCAUACCAUAGAAGUGUGCUAUAUUUUCAUAUUGAGCUAUUAAAGAGCACAGUUGGAUAUUCUAU